Messenger RNA from Triticum turgidum subsp. durum (durum wheat), 1557 nucleotides. Lineage: Eukaryota; Viridiplantae; Streptophyta; Magnoliopsida; Poales; Poaceae. The record is from the annotation of a GenBank genome assembly.
AUGAUGUCCAUAUUACAUACCAACAACAUGGUACGUCCUCUGUUAGCCAUCCUCCUCCUGUCAUCAGCUUUGAACCACUUGUCAUCUGCUGCAACACUAGCUGAUAGUAGCACCCACACCAGCAGAGAUGCUCUGCUCUGCCUCAAGUCCUGCAUUGGCGGUACCACACUGGCCAUGGCUACGUGGAACGACGGUGCCUCACCGGAUUUCUGCACUUGGCUUGGGGUCACAUGUACAAGGAGGAAAGGGCAACCACCCCUCGUGGUGGACUUGGAUAUGGAAGCCGAAGGACUCUCCGGUGAGAUCCCACCAUGCAUCUCCAACCUCACUUCUCUGGUAAGAAUCCACUUGCCCAACAACCAGCUCUCCGGCCAUAUCCAGUCGGAACUUGGUCGGCUCUCUGGACUCAGGUACCUCAACCUCAGCGUCAACACGCUCAGCGGCACUAUCCCUCUCAGUCUUGGUGUGCUUCACAACCUUUCUUCUCUAGACUUGGGUAGCAAUGGACUAUCCGGUGAAAUUCCACCUUUCAUGAAGUCAAAGCUCACAUACCUAAGUCUAGUCGGAAACAGCCUUACCGGAGUCGUGUCGCCAUCGAUGGAAAAUCUCUCAUCCCUUACAUACCUCUUGCUUGCGCAAAACCAGUUGCAAGGAUCCAUUCCUGAUUUGGGUGAACUGUCAAGCCUACAAAACCUUGAUCUCUCCUACAACAAUCUAUCAGGGACAGUACCGCCCUCCAUUUACAAUUUGUCCUCAUUAAACUACCUUGGGUUGUCCAACAAUAAUCUUGGAGGAACACUACCUUCUGGUAUGGGCAACACACUUCCUAACAUCCAAAUACUGAUGAUGCAUAAUAAUCAUUUUGAGGGGGCUAUCCCAGCCUCGCUGCAGAAUGCCUCCAGCAUGACGAUUAUCCAUCUAGGCAACAACUCUUUGACUGGGGUGAUUCCUUCUUUUGGCUCCAUGCCAAACUUGAAGCAUGUAAUGUUGUACUCAAAUCAGCUAGAAGCCGGAGACUGGGCAUUCUUCUCCUCCUUAGCAAAUUGUACACGUUUGCAGCAACUGAACUUGGGUAGAAACAACCUUCAGGGAGAUUUACCACCGAAUUCCAUAGAGAAUCUGCCCAAAAGCUUGACCGCUCUAACUCUUCGGUCAAACAUCUCUGGCACCAUUCCCUUGGAGAUUGGAAACUUGUCUAAUCUUGCCAUGCUCUAUCUUGAUAGAAAUCUUUUCGGUGGGCCUAUACCUUCUACCCUUGGUCAACUAAGCAAUCUUGUCGUGCUUAGCCUAUCACAGAACAAUUUUUCUGGGGAAAUACCUCCUUCCGUUGGAAGCCUACACCAGCUGCAAGAGCUCUAUUUGCAAGAAAAUCAAUUGAGUGGAAGCAUACCUACAAGUCUAGCCAGCUGUGAGAACUUACUUGCAUUAAACCUUUCAUGUAAUACCCUUGGUGGAAGCAUAAGUGGAGACAUGUUGGGCAAGUUGAAUCAGUUGAGUUGGCUACUUGAUUUAUCACACAACCAACUCGCAAUGUCCAUACCAGUAGAGGUAGCUUGA